This is a messenger RNA of Mustela erminea (ermine), 3372 nucleotides long. It is a transcript of the gene CCR6, whose product is annotated as C-C motif chemokine receptor 6. Gene Ontology annotation, biological process: thymocyte migration; positive regulation of dendritic cell chemotaxis; G protein-coupled receptor signaling pathway. Gene Ontology annotation, molecular function: C-C chemokine receptor activity. The transcript is spliced from 5 exons. Bases 640 to 1989 code for a protein of 449 amino acids. Gene Ontology annotation, cellular component: membrane. The record is from RefSeq and is a predicted model, not a curated record. Lineage: Eukaryota; Metazoa; Chordata; Mammalia; Carnivora; Mustelidae.
GAUUUUGGGGGAAAUCCAGGCACAGGGGCUCCAGGAGCUGCCCUAACCACAGCCACAUGUACCGGUUCCCAGACUCGUCUGUGCCUUCCCAGGCACUCUGCAAAGUGUCCAAAGUGUCAUCACGGGACAUGAUCAGGCCCCGGGGAGUGGGGGUGGUGGGGAGAAGGUUUGAGCUCAAACUGUGGCCAUGAGUGGAAACGCAGCUCGAAGUCACCACGAGGAGAACAGCCACCCUUGAGUCCCGCCUCCUGGGCUCCCCCUCGGGCGGGUGUCGCCUUCCAGGGAGUCACAUGAUCAGCGGGUGCCCCGCAGCACACACAGGGUUAACCUUCUGCAUGUGGCCAAUAGGCGUUACUUUUAAGUAGGAAGUGGUAGUUCAGCAAAUUUGCUUUUGGCCAAUUCUGGUCUCUCACUGUUUUUUUCUUAAUGGCUAUUAGAAAUCGUGUCUUGUCGAGAGAAUCACAGCGGCGUCGUGAAGCAUUGCCGGGCGGGCGUAACGGGACAGUGCCCGUCGGGCCACGGCGUUUCUAAGGGGCUCCUACUUCCCGUUUGCGGCCCCUCUGCCUGCCGCCACCCACUCCUGGUCCCCACAGAGCGUGACCGGCCUGAGCAUGUGUCAGUUAGCUGGUCCCAGGGAGGAUGCUUGCUGCUAAGAACCUGAAAUGUGUCCCACCUGCCCCUGGUCAGAAGAUGCAGGGGAGCACCAGGCACAUUCCCGGAGGAGCCCAAACCGUCCGCCAUGGCUCGCCGAAAACGGGCUUCAACUCACGUCCCCGCAUUAUCCCCGCCGGUGAGCCGGAGGGCCUGACCGUCUGUUCCUUCCAUCCCCGCCCGCCCCGCCUGCCGAGAACUAGCACCGCGAUGAGUGAGGAGGCGAUGAAUCUCAGCGCCGGCUUCAACUUCAGCGAGGACUACUUUGGGUCGGGCAACAGUUCGGACUACUCAGCUGACGGUGACAGCUUCUUGUGCUCCCUGCAGGAGGUCCGGAGCUUCUCUGGGCUCUUCGUGCCCGUGGCCUACUCCCUGAUCUGUGUCUUUGGCCUCCUGGGCAACGUCUUGGUGGUGGUCACCUUUGCUUUUUACAAGAAAGCCAAGUCCAUGACGGACGUGUACCUCUUGAAUAUGGCCAUCGCGGACAUCCUGUUCGUCCUCACCCUCCCGUUCUGGGCCGUGAGCCACGCCACUGGCGAGUGGGUGUUCAGCAACGCCACGUGCAAGCUCAUGAAGGGCGUCUACGCCGUCAACUUCAACUGCGGGAUGCUGCUCCUGGCCUGCGUCAGCCUGGACCGCUACGUGGCCAUCGUGCAGGCCACCAAGUCCUUCCGGCUGCGGUCCCGCACGCUGGCGCACCGCAGGGCCAUCUGCCUGCUGGUGUGGGUGGCGUCCGGGCUCAUCUCCGUCUGGACCUUCGUGUUCAACCAGAAGUACCACGUGCAGGACAGCGCCGUGUGCGAGCCCCGCUACCACGAGGGCUCCGACCCCAUCAGGUGGAAGCUCCUCGUGCUGGGGCUGCAGCUCCUCUUCGGCUUCUCCAUCCCGCUGCUCUUCAUGACCUUCUGCUACGCGCUCAUCGUCAGGACCCUGGUGCAAGCCCAGAACUCCAAGCGGCACAAGGCCAUCCGCGUGAUCAUCGCGGUGGUGCUGGUGUUCCUGGCUUGUCAGAUCCCCCACAACAUGGUGCUCCUGGUGACGGCCGCGCAGCUGGGCAGGAUGAACCGCUCCUGCCAUGGCCAGAAGCUGCUGGGCUACGCCACCAACAUCACCGAGGUCCUGGCCUUCCUGCACUGCUGCCUCAACCCCGUGCUCUAUGCCUUCAUCGGGCAGAAGUUUAGGAGCUACUUUCUGAAGAUCGUGAAGGACCUGUGGUGUGUGCGGCGGCGGCGGAAGUCCCCGGGCUUCUCCUGCUCCAGGCUGCACUCGGAAAGCUUCGUCUCCAGGCAGAACAGCGAGACUGCGGACAACGAGAACGCGUCGUCCUUCACCAUGUGAGCGGCCCGGAGCAGGCCCGAGGUCUGGGCGACUGCGGACAUGGACUCGGGACCCCGGGGGUCCCCUGUGGUUGGCCUUCCCCAAAACGGACCCCCGGGACUACGAAUCAGAUAUUUUCGGGAAUAUUCGUGAAGCAUCUUGUGAGCAUGACCUCUCCUGAUCACAGCAAAACGCACAGGGUUGGGAAACCCAAGAUGGAAAAAAAUCACGUAAGAGCCCUUGCACCCCUCAUCUUAGGCAGAAGGUGAAACACUCCACCCCAGCCGGCCAAGUGGUGGGGGAGACGGACGGUGGCGGUUGUCACCGGUGUCCAUUGUCACCGAGGAUAAGGAAGAUGAGGUGGUAACAGGCCAUCGGGAAAGGGCAGGCUUGCUUCAUUUCCCCGGGGAAGUGUUCUCUGCAGUCGCCGAUUCUCCGAAAGUCGGGUAGGCAGAGCUCCACGAGCCGCAGUCUAACGGCACACACUCAGCACACAGAGGGCUUCGUGACUAUUGUCAGACAAAUCACAGUGAAAUUGGGGGUCACAGUGCAGUUUAGAAUGUAAGGUGUUUAAAUUGCCUUCUUUUAAAAAGCACAAGGAAGCUUCCCCAAGACGAUACAGAAAGGGCUUUGUUCCCACAUCCACGGAAGCAGAAGCAGCCCCUGGAGCCAAGGGCAUCAGGGGCCACAGGGCGCCGGGCUCCUUCCCUCUCUGCUUCUGGCUUUGGUUUUUACCCAAAGUCUGAGGUUGAUCGUGGAAUCCGAUUUUAACAACUGUCUUCAACUUCUAGAAAGUUCCUAGAACUCAAGCUUUGAGAGUGCUUUGUAAACACAUGAACACAAGUAGAAAAAAAAAAAAAAACCACAUUACAAAAAUGCAGGCGUGCGUUAGAAGGUACUGCCGUGAGUUACAAAGAUGCUGACAUGUAUAGCCCUGAGAUAUCUGUUAUUGAAACUUUCUGCCGUUCUCAUGAGCUUGACAUGCACCUCUGUAUGAAAUUCAAAGUGCCAUCUUAGGGUUCCGAGUCUGUAUGUCUCAAACAUCAUUGUGGCUUUGCAAAAUGAAGGCCUUUGGUGCAUGAAGUGGGAACGGUUUUCCAGAAUCAGGGAUCCGACUCAGGAGCUGAGGCGUUCCGGGGUCGGCCGCCCUCCCAGGCUGUAAGCGUGGGUUCCCGCGCGCAGAGCCCGGCGGCCGACUUGCACGCAUGCCCCUUGCGGGUCCCGGAUGCGCUCAGAGGAUGUAGGGAGAGAAGUUUGUGCCUCUAAGCAGGAAAUAGCUCGCUUACUGUGACACAGCUGGAAAAAAGCUCUUCUGUAUAAUUUGAAUUUUCAGAAAAGUGAAGCUUCUUUAUGCAACAGUCCAUUUAAUUUCAGCCGUACUGAAUAAAAGUGUUUCUAAAGUAG